This is a messenger RNA of Xiphophorus couchianus (Monterrey platyfish), 4803 nucleotides long. RefSeq names its product UBA-like domain containing 2 (gene ubald2). Lineage: Eukaryota; Metazoa; Chordata; Actinopteri; Cyprinodontiformes; Poeciliidae. The coding region runs from base 315 to 743 and encodes 142 amino acids. The record is from RefSeq and is a predicted model, not a curated record. Gene Ontology annotation, molecular function: protein binding. The transcript has 3 exons.
UUCACCAGGUCAGUCAGACGGGCGGGUCGCUUCAUAACUCCGAUCAGAUUUCUUGACGCCGCCCAUGAAUUUAGUGCCCCUGUAAUAAAACCAAACUCACAGACUUUAAUCGGUUUACUGUGACAGCCAAUCAGCGCCUCUCUGCUCCAGCUUCUUGCGCUCCGGACCAAUCAGCAGCGAGCAGCUCUUUGUUGUUGCUGCUGCGGGCCGCGGCAGGACGCGGACGGCCAGCGAGCUGCGGGGUGUCGCUGCGGUUUGUCCCGGAUCACCGACGGGUUUCUCGCCAGUUUGGCUUUCUGACAGGCGGAAGCGCCAUGUCGGUGAACAUGGAGGAGCUGAGGCACCAGGUGAUGAUCAACCAGUUCGUGUUGGCGGCCGGAUGCACCGCCGAUCAGGCCAAGCAGCUCCUCCAGGCGGCCCACUGGCAGUUCGAGAUGGCGCUAAGCUCCUUCUUCCAGGAGGCCAACGUUCCGGGUCAGCACCAGAUGACGGUGACGCCCAGGAACACGCCGGCCACGCCCCCUAACUUCCCGGACGCCAUCGCCAUGUUUUCCAGGCUGCGGGCGUCAGACUGCCCCCCCACGCCCCUCCCCCAUGUGGGCCGCCUCCCCACCCCCCCACCCGCCCCCCUGGCUGCGUCCCCCCUCACCCACAGGUCACCAUCAAGGUCACCUCCACCUGCACCGCCGCCCGGCGGCCCCCAGCAGCCGGCCGCCAUGUUGGCACUCCACGGCCCGAGAUGAGGAGCGGGUCGGUUCUGGUCGGGUCGGUCUCUGCUAGAUGGAAACCAGGAACCAUGGAUUCAUGGAAAGUCCUGCAGGUUCUGUGAGGAUUCUGACCCGGCCCGCUGGACUCAGAACCCAGAGCCAUGAGGUCAGAAUAUCAGGCACCAGGUCCGAGUCCGGCCGGGUUCUGCCUGGAGGUAAACUGACCCGGUUCUGCUUCAAAUUGAUUUUUAUUUCCGGUUUUUUUCCAGACUUUAAACUUUCUGAAAGCGGAUCCAUCAGAACCCGACCCGGUUCUGCUGUCCUGGACCCGGGUGGGACCCGGAACCAAACCUUUGUUCGCUCAACGACUGGGAGCCGUUUGGGUCCAGAUGUUCAGAACCGCUCCGGUUCUCCUCCAUGCUGAAUGUUGGCCAUGACGGAGUCAGAGGUCAGAGGUCAGAGGAAGGCUCCUGAGACGCUGAACCUCUGAGUUUCCUGAAUGUUUUUCUGCUGCACACAGAACCAGAACUACAACCAGAACCAGUACCAGAACACUCCUCCUUCACAGCUCGUUUCUGUUCCGGUUGAUUUUUCACUUCCAGGUCAAACUGGACUCCGACCGGAACCGACCCGCAAAUCCUCAGAAUCUCUUUAGGCUAAAUUCCAGAACCGGGUCACGGAACUGGGUCACGGCUUCUUUAAUGGGAGAUUUUAUCAAUAAAUCAGAAUUUUUUUCAUCUUUGCUUCCAGAUCUAAAAAAAUGUCCAAUUUCAUUUAAAGUUAAAGAACCAGAACCAGAACCGGUUUGGUUCUGGUUCUGGUUCUGGUCCGGAUGUUUGGCCCUUUAAAUGAUGCCAGGGUUCUACGGGUUGGUGAACAUGAACAUUUUCAGGUUUUAGUUUCCGGGUCGGGUCAAACCUCCUGAACCCACUUGGUUCUGUCGCUAUGGAGACGAAUUGAUCUAAACCUUUAUUUAGCUUGGACCUCCUGAGUUUCUGUACUUUUAAUUCUGCUGUUGGACUUUAUAUGUUUAAUGAAAGACAUUCUGAUCUGGUGUGAAGAACCAUCCGGGCCGGAACCAGAACCAUCCGGGCCGGGUUAUCUCUGGUCUGGAGCGUCAAAGAGAAACUUUAUGGUGGAUUUUUAUAAGAUUUAAAAACUUCCAAUGUUUCUAGGAAACUGUUUGAUCUCUGACAAAAGAAAAGCUUAGCAAUAAAGUUUUAGAAAAUACAAACAUUUGAGCUGGAUCUGUGAAAUAAAAAAUGGUUACAAUGUAUGGAGCCACGUAGUUAGCUUUCAAAGCGCUAGCGUGUAGUUAGCUUUCAAAGCGCUAGCGUGUAGUUAGCUUUCAAAGCGCUAGCGUGUAGUUAGCUUUCAAAGCGCUAGCGUGUAGUUAGCUUUCAAAGCGCUAGCGUGUAGUUAGCUUUCAAAGCGCUAGCAUGUAGUUAGCUUUCAAAAGGAUAUUUUUGCUCUGAUAAAUGCUAGCAAACAUCUUAGCAUAAUGAAACAGGAAAACAUGGCCGCCACUGGCAUGGAAGGUGGUCUUCAGUUUUAUUCAUUUCGGAAAGUUGGAACCUGGGAGGAAGUUCUGAAAUGUCGCUUCAUAAAGAAGAAUCUCUGUUCUUUAUGAAGCGUUCGGGUUCACUCCAUCUGAACAUGAAUGACUUCAUAUUCAUGUUAGGUUUUUAAAAAACUUCUUUUUCCAGGGUGGAAAUUCACCAAGAUUAAUAAUUUCUUUCACACAGAUGUGUUGGCCAGGAAAAAUACUCUGUCUCAGUCAAGAUGAAACAAAGAGAACCCGGGUUCAGGUCCAGGUCCAGGAUUUUGUGGAUCAGAACACAAAUUAGAUCUUUAUUCUGGCCUCAGGUAUUAAAACUAAAACUUGGCGUUCAGACAAACUUGGAAAAGUGCAGCGCACAGAAAAGUUCAGCUGUAUGAAGCCGUGCGUACGCUCACACCGCCGCACCUUUCCUUUACACAUCACAGUUUAUGGGGGAAUUUUCCUGCCAGACUUCCAGAGCACAUUUUCAUUUUGAAAGCAGGAUUUCAUGUCUCGUUACUCCAAACUUCUGCUCUUUCAAAUAUUCACUCUGCUUCUCUAACUUUUCUCCUUCCACUCAAAACUUUCUGCUUGCUAGCGAAACAUUUUCUGCUUAAGUUCUGUCGCCUGGCAACCUCUCAGCCAAUAGGGUUCAGGUCACUUUAUUUUGGUAAAUGAUCAACAUUAAACACAGGAAACAAAAAAAUGACAAUAAACAAACCCAUCAUUUUUCCUGGAGCCAAAACUUAUACUUGCCUGUCGUCAUAAAAGAUAUCUUCUAUCCUAGAUAUACAUACAUGUACACACAAUGCAUAUAUAUCUAUCUAUAUAUAUAGGUAGAUAUAUGUAUAUAUAUAUAUAGUACAGGUCACAGGUUCCUGACGAUAUAUGUAUACAUUAUCUCCAAUGUUUAUAUAUAUAUGCAAUAUCUUUAAACUUUAAAGUAUUAAUUUGAAUAAAGAAUUUUAGUCGGUUCAUGAUAUCCCACUUUAUUAAUAAGCCUUAUAGCUUUUUUUUGCAGCUUAACUAAAAUAUCAAUGUUUUUUUAACUUGCAUUCUCUCAGAUUUCUGAGACAAAUAAGGCAAAGCCAGAGGAAAAUAUGAUAUGCAAGGCUUUAGCAUUUAUUAAAUCUUAUAUUUUAAACAAUAUUUCCAUAGUUUUUGCAACUUUAUUUCUAAUAUAUUCAAUAUGAGACAAACUGAAUUUGUUGUCUAUAAUAAUCCCUAAAAAUGUCUCAUAAACUCGAUGACUUUCAACUUUACAUUAUUAUAGAUCCGAUUAAAAGAGAAAGCAUAAACUUAGUUUUUUCUUCAUUUACUGAUAACUUAUUGUAAUCUAACCACAUUUUCAUUAUUUCAUCCAUAUUUUUUUCCAGAAAAAAAUUAAUUUGUAUCGUCAAACAUAGACUUCAAAAUACUGGACACUGAAAAAUAUGGUUUAAAUAAAGUAUAAAUCAUUUACUGAGCCUUGAGGAAAACCUUUUACUGUUUCAGUUUGACUUUAUUAAUCUGUACAUAUUGUAAUCUAUUACUCUAGUAACUAUUGAACCACUGAUAAGAAACUGUACAGGUCACAGGUUCCUGACGAUAAGCUCUAAUGAUCUAUAAGCUCUAGAUCUAUAAACUCUACAUUAAUAACUAGACCUAUAAACUCUAGAUCAUCUUGUUGAGUUUAUUAUUUUAUUUAAAAGUUUUUAUGAAUAUUUUUCCAAUAUUUCAGUGAAUCCUGGUUUCCGUGACGACGGCCUGCAGUCUGUGAAUCUUUGUUUGUCUCCAGUUUAAUGAAAAAACUUUUGCUGGUUUCAUUUUGUCAGAAAAGUUUCAGUCAAAACAAUUUGUUACAAAUAAAGAUGAAAGGUUUAAUAAUAUUAUAAAUGAUCUCUUUCAUGAUAUCAAUAUCGUUACAAUCUCUGGAUUUCUUAUUUUUUAACUACGUCUCAGGAACAUUGUAUGAAUAUUAUUAAUAUUAUUAAAUGUAUAAUUGUGUGGCAGUUCGUUUACUAAAUUAGAACCAAUAUUAACAAACUACUGAUCAAAGGUUUCAACAAUUUCCUCUUUAUUUUCCACUUGUUAUAUUUAAUACAUAUUGGGAAAUCUCUCUCUUUAUUGUUUUUAAUACUAUUAAUUAUAUUCCAACUAACUUAAUAUCACUGCUGUGUUUUGCAGCAGCAUAGAAUAAUUCUGUUUUGCUUUCUCAGCACUGAUGUUAACUUAUUUUUAUGUAUUUUAUAUUUUUCCUGAGUUUGGCUCCUGAUGAAAUCGAUCGAUCUAUUUCUGAUGUUUGUUCUUUUAGGGGAUAAUAAUGAUUAUAAAUUCUUACAAAUAUUUCCAAAGCCGUAUUAUAUGACUGGUUAACAUCAUCAACAUGAACAUUUGGCCAAUUAUAGUUUAAUAAUUCUGCUUUCAUUACUUAUUCAUGUAGAUAUUAACAUGAAUGGACAGAAACCUAAACCAAACACUGUUUUAUAAAUUCUGUUGUUUUAGUAUUCUCGUUAUAUUUCAGCAAAUCAAUGUGAAAAUCUCCACAAAUAAAAGUUAACUUUUGUUUGUGCCUUG